GCGACAUUAUCUCUGGAUUUUCUUCCGGUUUUCCCAACCGGCUCGCUUUUUGCUCUAAUCCAUUACGCGCUUCGUUAUAACUGGCACCUCCUUCUCGAUUAUGCAAAUCUUCGUGUUUUCGCCUUUGAUCUGACAUCGAAUCAGACUUCAAUCCCAUUAGCAAUCUUUCCGGGGGCAGACUUUCAUCCAGAUCUAGGGACUCUCGCUCUGUUCUUGCAAUUGGACGUUAUUUAUGAGAGUAAUAUUGAUUCCGCGGCUCUAGGUUUCAGAUCUCGCAUUUUGGAGGUGUUUAUGUUAUUGUGGGAAUUGCAUUUAAGGUGACUUGGGAAAAUGCAUGUCAAAUCUGCAAAAUCGUUCCGGGAUCGGACACAGGAGUUCCAGAGUAUAGCUGAGCAGCUUAAGAAGUCUUUUUCAUCAGGAUCAGUGCCAGAUGGGCCGAGUAGUAGCUCAAAGUCAGAGGAACAACGUUCUGCGGUUGCGAUUCAGUCUGAGUUUAACAGGAGGGCUUCCAAGAUCGGGUAUGGGAUACACCAGACAUCGCAGAAGCUGGCAAAGCUGGCUAAGUUGGCAAAGAGGACUUCAGUUUUUGAUGACCCCACCAAGGAAAUCCAGGAACUGACGGUGCUUAUCAAGCAAGAUAUUACUGCACUAAACUCUGCAGUGGUAGACCUUCAGCUUCACUGCAACUCCAGAAACGGGAGUGGGAAUACCUAUAGUGAUACCAAUAGUCACUCAGCCACAGUUGUAGAUGACCUGAAAAAUCAGCUGAUGAGCACCACGAAAGAGUUCAAAGAUGUUCUCACCUUGAGAACAGAGAACUUGAAGGUUCACGAGAACAGAAGACAGUUGUUUUCUUCUACGGCUUCUAAGGACUCUAUAAAUCCUUUUGUGCGUCAGCGUCCACUGGCUGCCCGGUCAGCUGCUAGUACCUCAAAUGCCCCUCCUCUGCCUUGGGCCAAUGGGACACCAUCCUCCUCCCAAUCGCUUCCUAGGAAGCAGAUGGAUGGAGAGAGUCAGCCAUUGCUACAGCAACAACAGCAGCUUGUUCCAUUGCAAGACACUUACAUGCAGAGCAGAGCUGAAGCUCUUCAAAAUGUAGAGUCCACGAUUCAUGAGCUCAGCAGCAUCUUCAACCAGCUGGCAACCCUGGUUUCUCAGCAAGGAGAGAUUGCCAUCAGGAUUGAUGAGAACAUGGAUGACACGUUGGCAAAUGUGGAGGGGGCACAAGGGGCCCUGCUCAAGUAUUUGAACAGCAUAUCAUCUAAUAGGUGGCUGAUGAUCAAGAUAUUCUUUGUACUGAUCUUUUUCCUCAUGGUUUUUCUAUUUUUUGUGGCAUAGUCACUGCAGAGACAAAAAUUAAAAAGAAUCGAGGAAAUGUUGUGUCUUUUCACUGUGAUUAGCCAUUUAAUAUUCUUUUUCA
Molecule: messenger RNA, 1420 nt
Organism: Carya illinoinensis
Lineage: Eukaryota; Viridiplantae; Streptophyta; Magnoliopsida; Fagales; Juglandaceae
Product: syntaxin-32-like
Exons: 6
Coding region: 331-1338 (335 amino acids)
Biological process (GO): endoplasmic reticulum to Golgi vesicle-mediated transport; intracellular protein transport; vesicle fusion
Cellular component (GO): Golgi membrane; SNARE complex; endomembrane system
Molecular function (GO): SNAP receptor activity; SNARE binding
Source: RefSeq, a predicted model, not a curated record